Messenger RNA from Oryza sativa Japonica Group (Japanese rice), 3191 nucleotides. Its product is annotated as O-fucosyltransferase 19. NCBI's taxonomy places the organism in Eukaryota, Viridiplantae, Streptophyta, Magnoliopsida, Poales, Poaceae. Gene Ontology annotation, cellular component: cytoplasm. The record is from RefSeq and is a predicted model, not a curated record.
GUAGUCCCAAGGCAAACCCAAUCAACCCGACCUAACUAACGCCCUCCGUCUUAUCAUAGCCGUCCAUUGCCACGAUCGGGCGGCCGCGCGCGUAGUCACCGACCUUUUCGUAACAAUUCAGUUACAAUGUAGUACUAGUACAAGUCUAUUGUAGCACAGCUUCACGUUGCCGAAGCAGAGGUUGCGGUGCGGUGCCGCCGGUGCGGCUGUCACGUAUAUGCGCGCAGCGCGCAGACGAUCGAUUCGUCUGCGCAUACGAGCUGACGCCCACUACUAAAAACCCACGGAAACAACGCCACGCGCGGCGUGAGAUAGAUCGAUUCGUUCGAUCGAGGCGCGGGACUCGCCCGGUGGAUCGCGUUGCGUACGAGCGUACGAGGGAGACCGACGCUGCAGCGCACGUACACACGGGACGCGACGAGACGCUGCAGCGCAGCGCAGCCUCGCGCGCGCACGGCGAGGGGAAGAAACACGCACGCGGGGGCUGGAUCGCGCGCUGGCUGGCUGGGGGGAAGCGGCGGUUGGCGAGCAGAGCAGAGUGAGUUCCCGUUUCUUUCUUUGUGUUCCCGGGCUUUUCUCCCAUUCAUCCACGCGCCACCACGCGGAUCCUAUUCUUAGGCUCCCGCGGCCGGACCUAACCGGGGCGGUUAAGCGAGGGCCGCACGUUCGCGGGAGGCAGGCUAUGGCCACGGCCGCGACGACGACGUCGUCCACGGCAACCACCACCACCACCACCUGCUCGUCACCGUCGUCGACCACCAGCCCCAUCCACCCGGCCGUCCCGCACCGGCGGCGCCUCAACGACAUCGAGCGCGUCGACUACGCGCACGGCGCCGCGGCCGACGACUGCGCGGCCUGCGGCGGCGUCGCGCCCGACGCCGCCCUCGCGGACGACGACGAGUGCGGCCACGGGCACCCCGUCGUCGGGGCCGUCACGCCCUGCGGCGGCGGCGGGAGGGCGGCGCUGCUGUUGGCGCGGAGGAAGCGCGCGUGGGUCGUCGGGGCGGGCGGGCAGGCGUGGAUGAGGGGCGUCGUGCUGUGCCUGCUCGGCCUCGUCGCGGUCGUCGGGUUCUUGGGAUCGCACCGGCGAGGCGGAAGCGGCGGCGGUGGCGGUGGCGCAGGCUCUGGCGCCGUUGGCGGCGGCGGCGGCGACGACGGCGGGAGGCUCGUCAAGAAGGUGGAGGUGGCCGACGCCGACGUGAUGGGGUGGACGGAGGAGAACCUGACGGCUCUCACGCGCCGCCCGCCCGACCCGCCGAUACCUGAGAUAUGGAUGAAGCCAGACAGUGAGGGUUAUAGCCAAUGCAUUGAACGCCCAAAGAACCAGCGCAGGACUAACAAUGCAACUGUCGGUUAUCUAAUUGUUGAUGCAAACGGGGGGCUAAAUCAGAUGAGAAUGGGUAUAAGUGAUAUGGUUGCAGUGGCAAAGAUCAUGAAUGCAUCACUAGUAAUUCCCACUCUAGAUCAUCAGUCAUUCUGGACUGAUCCAAGUGAUUUCAAAGAUAUAUUCAAUGUUGAGCACUUCAAGGAAAUAUUAAAGGAAGAUAUUGUAAUCGUGGAUUCCCUUCCACCAACUUACAAAAGGGUGAAACCCUAUAUGAGAGCACCUACCUCCUGGUCCAGGGCUUCCUAUUACAGAGAUUUUUCAAGGAUACUAAGGAAGUACAAAGUAGUGAGGUUUACUCACACAGAUUCACGUAUAGUCAAUAAUGGUCUUGCUCCUUCCCUCCAACGUCUCCGUUGUCGUGCAAAUUACAAAGCACUUCAAUAUAGGAAGGAGAUAGAGGAGCUCGGUCGCACCCUGGUAGAUAGACUGAGAAAUGGAAUGGAUCAUUAUAUUGCACUUCAUUUAAGAUAUGAGAAAGACAUGCUGUCCUUCACUGGUUGCAAUCACAACCUGACAGUACAUGAGGCAGAUGAACUGACGGACAUGCGACUCAAAGUGAGACACUGGAAGGAGAAGGAGAUCAACAGUGAGGAGAAGCGACUCCAAGGCGGUUGUCCCAUGACUCCUCGUGAAGCUGCUGUCUUCCUCAAAGCUAUGGGGUAUCCUUCCACCACAAAGAUAUACAUUGUGGCUGGUGAAAUAUACGGCGCACAUAGCAUGGAUGCAUUAAAACUUGAAUACCCGAACAUCUACACACACUACAGUCUAGCCACAGCAGAUGAAUUAGAACCUCUUGAGUUGUAUCAGAACAGGCUAGCUGCUGUGGAUUAUAUAGUAGCUCUUCAGAGUGAUGUUUUUGUAUAUACAUAUGACGGAAAUAUGGCCAGAGCGGUGCAGGGUCACAGAAGAUUUGAAGGAUUCCGGAAAACUAUAAACCCUGAUAGGCUGAAGUUUGUAGAGCUCAUUGAUAAGCUGGAUGAAGGUUCCAUGGACUGGAAUGAAUUCCAAAGUGAAGUGAAGAAGCAUCAUGAAAACAGACUUGGAGGUCCAUAUGACAGAUUACCUGGUGAAAGUCCAAGGCAAGAGGAAUACUUCUAUUCAAAUCCUAUCCCUGGGUGCCUCUGCAGAAAGGUACAAAAGACUAGGUAAAAUAGAUUAAUCUCAAAGGGAGAUGAUUCAGUCUUCAAAAAGACAUGAAUUGUACAGUCUUCAAAGGAAAAUAGUUUCGCAGCUGCAUUAAGGAUGGAGAUGACACUUCCUCACAAGUCACAGAUUGCAUCAAAGUGGAAGUCCUAGUAAACUGACAGAGACCGGUCAUUUUGAUUAUUUAUCCUAGACUGACAACACUCGUAGUUCAGGGCGUGGGGCCAAGAAGUGCUGCAUUUUCAAAGAAAUGUUCAUCCAAGGAAGGAAGAUGAGAUUCUGAAGUAGUUGAAGAAUUAAAUGUAUCAUCGAUUAUAGGAACAGCCAGAAGGAAAACUCUUCAUGGAGGCUGAUUGUAGUUAGUCCAUACACACUUCCCCUGUUCUUGACGUUAUCUGAUUCGUUGUAGUGGGCAUCUUACAUCUGGAUGGAUUCAUAACAGUAAUGGAACAAACCACACUAUCAGUAUAGAAUGACAGACAAAUAUUUCAGUAGCUUAGGUCAGAUCAAUAAUUCUUUGUAAUCUAGCAAUGUGCCAAUGUCAUGCACAUCAGAUUAGCUUCUUGUAAAAGUAUGUUCUUUGUUGCAGUGGCAUCUGCAUCUGCACUAUCCUCUAGGAGGAAUCAAUGUGAGUUUCAGAAACAAAUUAGAAACAAAGAAA